AUGGCCCCAGGGCCAGAGGUUCUGAAAUCUGUCACAGUGACAGGUGUUAGUUGGUGUCGUCACAUUUCCCGUGUGACGUCAGACCGUGUCUGGAUCUGUGAUUAUAAAAACAAUCUCAUCUUGACAAACAAAGCAGGUGAAAAACUAUAUCAUCUGACAGAUAUAAGUAGUGGACUAUUUAGCUAUGGAGUACACACUUUGAACAGUGACGGUGAUUUAAUUUAUAUAGACAGUGAGUAUAACAUCAACAAACUGUCUACAGAUAACAAGGUGAAGACUACAUUAAUAAAGUACACAGCAGCAUGGAGACCACAGUGUGUCUACAGCUCCCCCUCCACUGGAGACCUGCUGGUCGGGAUGUACAAUUCUGAAACACAGCCACAUACAGCCAAGAUAGUGCGGUAUAACUCCACAGGAGGAAAUAUCCAGAUCAUACAACACCACCACAACACAGGUCAUAGACUAUAUAUAUUACCUGCCUAUAUCACUGAGAACCGCAAUGGUGAUGUUAUUGUGUCUGACUUAGUACGUGGUGUUGUGGUGACGGAUCGUCAUGGUAAACAUCGCUUCUCCUACAGAGGACCUCCGUCAGGAUCACGACUAGAACCACAUGGAAUCUGUACAGACGCGUUGUCACACAUCUUUUUGUGUGAUGAUAACACCCGCUCAGUACAGAUGAUUGACUGUAAUGGCAACUUUCUGUCACAGAUACAGACACUACAACACGGGAUAGACAUACAACGGAGCCUGAGUUAUGAUGAUACCACACACACACUGUGGGUAGGGUCAGCCAGCAACAAAGUAAACAUAUACAGAGUGGUAGACGGAAACUCUCUGACCGGACUUCCUCUGGAGGACAUCAAAUGUAAAAAGCAUCCUAGAAGUCCCCUGGACCAGUUCUGUACCCCGUGUGGUGUUCCCUUGUGUGUGGAGUGUACCAGCUCUGAGGAUCACAGCAGACAUGAACUUACGAAUAUAGAUACAUUGUUUGACAACAUUCACUGGAAAGAAGAUGGAGAUACAUUUUUGAUGUGCCUUCUUCUAUCCAAUUCCUACAAAGUAAACAUGAAAGAAGGAAACUGGAUGACAAAAUAUAAUGCUGUUGCCAACAGUUUUGACUCCAAGGAAAUCACAAAGCCGUUUGCUCUUACAGAUUUAGAAAAAUACAAACCAAUUCUAAAACUCAAAGAAUUAGAGAUCAGUUUUUCAACUGAGCUCUUCAAAAAUAUGAGUUUCCUGAAAUUUUCGAAGAUUUCAAAAUUUCUUGAUAUUUUCCUGACUUGGGCCGAAAAAGAAAACAUUGCUGAGUACUGUAGAUCAUGGAAUUAUCCAAGAGGAGAAGAUGAAGUUUGCUGUUGGUUACUGCCAGAAAAAACAGAGGAGUUGCUAGAAAGACUUGGAGAAGAUAUUUGCACACACUCAACAAUGAAGGACCAGUCAAUACAUGAAGCAGUAUUUAGACAAUUCGGGAUACCAAUGCAGAUUAUACUGAGGGGAGACAAAUCAGUGAAGAAUUUCAUUGAGAAUCUAAAGAAAGGAAAGACAAUGAUGUACCACGCCUCUGGGAUGAUAGUAGGGUGUGCUGGUAGUGGUAAAAGCACAUUGUUAGAGAGACUGAAGGGCAUAGAUCUGGAUAAAAUAAAGGAAAAAAUCUGUUCAACUAGGGGGGUCGAUAUUCACACUGAUGUUUUCGACGUGACAGAUAGCAUCAAAGUAAAUUCCUCAAACCUACAACAACACUUUAAAAUUAGACUUGACGAAAUAAAGCAGGAGCAGAAAAAUUCUGAAUAUUCAGUAGAAGCAGAUGAUGCUACGAAAAUGCCAAAAAAUGUGGAAUCAAUAGAAUAUGAGGACACUAAUUUUGAAGCAUCAAACCCAAGAAAGAUCAUGCAUGUCAAUACAAACAGUCAAUAUACUAUAUUAUAUGAAAGAGAAAAAGGGGCAACAUCAUUACAAAAGACACUGGAAAUUAUAAAGGAAAACCAACAUGCUCAAAAUUAUAGCACUAAUUUUGAAGCAUCAAUCCCUGGAAAGAUCAUGCAUGUCAAUACAAACAGUAAAUAUACUAUAUCAUAUGAAAAAGAAAAAGGGGCAACAUCAUUACAAAUGACACUGGAAAUUAUAAAGGAAAACCAAAGUGCUCAAAAUUAUUCAGAUAUAUCUGGAAAUUUGCCAAUAGAUGCAAGAAAUAUUUCAGAAGAUUUUGAGAAAAAGAUCACCAUGACUGACUUCGCAGGACAGUGUGCAUAUUAUGCCUCACACCAGAUUUUUUUGAGUCCACGGACAUUCUUCGUUCUUGUGCUGAAUAUGGAGAAGGAGUUCGAUGAUAAGGUUGGAGAAGAAGUAUGCUGUCAAGAAGGUUCCAUUUACAAGGGAUGGACAAACAGAGGAGAGAGGCUUGUUUUUCGUGAAAUAUGGAAGACUCUAUCCAUGAAGGAAAAGGCUUUGCACAAACAUCUUGAUGUACAGAAGCAGUUUGCAAUUGGAUUCAACGAAAAUGAAAGUGUCGAAAAAAUAAGACUGUCAAUUGUUGAUGUUGUUCAAUUACUUGAUCACUGGGGAGAAGAGCUUCCACAAUCAUGGGCUAUGUUUGAAAAGUUCUUUCAGGAAAAGAAAAACCUCAAGAUUUUGAGCAAAGAUAAAAACCACGCAAAAGAGGAUUUAUAUGCAUUUGCCUCAGAGUGGGACAAAUUCAAUGAAACUGGAGAAUUAUAUGACACAUUGUUGUUUGCUAUAUGGAAAAUGAACAACAAUGGUUACAUUGAACACAAAGACAACAUCAUGCUUUACAUGGAGAAACUAGGACUCUUAGCUAAAAUGAAUGAAGAAAAGUGGUAUGUUCCAUGUAUGAACAAAACACCAUUUCCUGUAAAUUACUUUUCAUCAUACCCUGCCUCAUCCGUACUUUGCUACACAUUUGAUUUUCUUCCUGCGGGAAUUUUCCAUCGCCUCGUAGCAACUUGCAUGCAGAUUCCUUGGGAGGUUUUCGCUGAUAACGAUCAAGGGUGUAUUUACCAGACUGCAGCUAUUUUCGUGUUUCAUGAUUUGCACCAUAACAUCAUGCUUGGAAUGACUCAAAAAGAAAUUCAAUUGCAAGUUUUUGUUGCAGUUGGAGAAGUUGAUGUUUCAAAAUGUCACCAGAUUAGAGAAAACAUUGGGCGUAUGUUACACAACCUUUUCAACACAUUCCAGAAAAACUCAGAAUUUCACGUUGCGUUCAAAUGUAAACCAACAGGAUUUUGUGACAGCAAGGAGAGCGCGGUCAUAAGUGAAUCUAAGUUUAUAAGAGCAACUUUUCAGUGUCCGUCCUGUCCGGCGAAUGAAAAACAUUGCAUCGACACACAAUAUAUUACAAAAUUUUGGAAACAGGUUCCUGAGGAGGAGUCCAAGAUUAAUAAAGUCAAGAGUGGAAAUGAGGACACAACAUUGACAGAGGCCAUGAAGGGCGCUACAUCUAUCGAAUUACCUUCUACAGAUAAUUCCAGUGAAAAUUUCGACAAAAUCAUGAAGUUGUUGCACAUUGGAGUUGACGCUAUACGAAUCUGCUUUGAUAAAUUCUUUCCAAAAGAGCAUUUAGAAAAGACUCUGAAAGACAAUGAAACAGACAUGAGAAAAGGACAGUUUCGAUUCCAACCACCUCAACUAGAGAUUCUGUUCCCUCCUCAAGGUGGAUCUUACAGUGUUACAUCUUUAUCUAUGGACAUUACCAUCAUGUAUAAAUUGUUGAGGAAUUUCUCUGACAUUGCUCCCCCCGGGAGUGGAUGGGGAAAGGAACCUAAAGUAGAGCACAUUACAGAGAGUGACGACAUAGAGAGGAUUCGUUUAUAUAGAAACAAGUACUACCAUGAUUCAGGAAGUGAUCGUGCCAUAAAAGAUCAUGUUUUCAACAUAAUCUGGACUGACCUUUGCCAGGCAAUAGUGAGACUUAGUGAAGGUGUUUUAAAAAGAAGGAUCAGUGAAAUAUAACGAUGGAAUUUACU
Saccostrea echinata is the source of this 3980-nucleotide messenger RNA. RefSeq lists its product as uncharacterized. The record is from RefSeq and is a predicted model, not a curated record. Gene Ontology annotation, molecular function: zinc ion binding. Bases 1 to 3966 code for a protein of 1321 amino acids. The transcript has 12 exons. Lineage: Eukaryota; Metazoa; Mollusca; Bivalvia; Ostreida; Ostreidae.